Capsicum annuum is the source of this 1195-nucleotide messenger RNA. Its product is annotated as N-alpha-acetyltransferase 50. The record is from RefSeq and is a predicted model, not a curated record. Gene Ontology annotation, molecular function: N-acetyltransferase activity. Lineage: Eukaryota; Viridiplantae; Streptophyta; Magnoliopsida; Solanales; Solanaceae. The coding region runs from base 451 to 951 and encodes 166 amino acids. Gene Ontology annotation, biological process: mitotic sister chromatid cohesion. Gene Ontology annotation, cellular component: NatA complex; cytoplasm. The transcript is spliced from 3 exons.
CAGGAAAAAUUAAAGAUUAAUAAGUUUAAGGCAAGAUAGAUUAAUUUCAAGAUCUAGGAACAUUUAUCAUAUUUCUAGAUCUUGAAACAUGAUAGCACACAAGUUAUCUAAUUUCUCUAGUUCAUUUUUACAUUCUUGUUUGACUACGAAAAUAAUAAUUUUUGAAAUUGAAGUUGAAAAUCAUGUAUGCAUUAAUAAAAUAAGUUGUUGAUUGUCAAUAAAUAAACAAAUAGGAGAGUAGGAAUUUUUGUACCACAAUAAAUAAGUUAGGUUGUAGCCCAUAGAAAAGAAAUGAUGUUUCCAUUUCCAUUUGUCAAAAGAUAGCAGCUAGAGUAUUUCUUUUUGCAUUUGACUACUCUCUCUCACACUUCACCUAAUAUCCUUCCGUUCUUGUGCGUUCUUCCUCCACCUAUUACAGAUCAAUACUCACCAUCACCAUUAUCAAUAAUAAUGGGGGCAGGAGGACGUGAAGUGCCUAUUUCAUUAGAUGGUGUAAGGGACAAGAACAUAAUGCAACUCAAGAAAAUCAACACUGCUAUUUUCCCAGUAAGAUAUAAUGAUAAGUAUUACACUGAUGCCAUUGCUUCCGGUGAUUUCACCAGGCUAGCAUAUUACAAUGAUAUCUGCGUAGGUUCAAUUGCAUGUCGCCUUGAGAAGAAGGAAGGUGGGCCUGUUCGUGUUUACAUAAUGACUCUGGGUGUUUUGGCUCCAUAUCGUGGGUUAGGUACUGGUACAAAGCUGUUGAAUCAUGUCCUCGAUCUUUGUGCCAAGCAGAAUGUUAGCGAUAUUUAUUUGCAUGUGCACACAAUUAAUGAAGAUGCCAUCAAUUUCUACAAGAAAUUUGGAUUCGAGGUUACUGAUAAAAUCCAAAACUACUACACAAAUAUUACCCCACCAGACUGUUUUGUCCUUACCAAGUUCAUCACUCCACCAAAGAAACAGACAGUGUGAGCCACUUGAUUGAGUCGUCUUGGUCACGCCUUCACAGUAUCUCUGAGGUUUUGAGCCUUCUUGGUUAUAGUUUUUGCUAUUUAUGGGCCAUCUGCCCCCAUUUAAUUGUGACUGGAAUCGCCUGUCGUCCUUUAGAAAAGUAUCAUAAAUGACUGUUGAAUGAUUUCCCUGUAAUAGAAAUAGUACAGUGCAAUGCAAACAUUCAAGUUUUGUUAAUGAAUUAGUCAUGAGGAUUUCCUUCUAA